Molecule: messenger RNA, 1050 nt
Organism: Aspergillus ibericus CBS 121593
Lineage: Eukaryota; Fungi; Ascomycota; Eurotiomycetes; Eurotiales; Aspergillaceae
Product: short chain dehydrogenase
Exons: 5
Coding region: 201-977 (258 amino acids)
Source: RefSeq, a predicted model, not a curated record
GUUCGCAUCUCCGCACGAUACCAACCAACCAACCAACCAAUGGACCUGCAUACCCCUCUUUUAGCACAGUAAUCGUCGUACUACGUGUUAGAAUGCCUUUUCCAAGCGGGGUAGGAUGGAUAGGGAGAUAACAUCACCACCAUCGUCUACGUCCUUGAUUUCCAUCUCAGCUGGCUGCAACUUAAGAAUCACGUCUCAAGAUGACGAAAGUCCUAACUCCUGGAUCCCGGUUGGAGGGGAAAGUCGCUAUCGUUACGGGAGCCGGAUCUGGCUUCGGCGCCGCCAUCGCGCAACGGUUCGCCUCCGAGGGAGCCAAGGUCGUCGUCGCGGAUAUCAGUACCGAAGGGGGUCAGAAGACCGCGGCUCAGGAUCCCGAGAACCUUGUGUUUGAGCAGAUGGAUGUCACCAAGGCGGAGGAUUGGAGUCGGGUGGUGGACAAGGCGUUUUCGCAGUUCGGGAGGUUGGAUGUGUUGGUGAAUAAUGCGGGGGUGACGUAUCGGAAUAAGCCGACGGUGGAAGUUACCGAGGAGGAAUGGGAGCGGGUGUUCAAUGUGAACGUGAAGGGGAUUUUCUUGGGCAGUCGGGCGUUUGUGACCCGGGUGAUUGAGCAGGGACAGGGAGGGUCGAUGAUCAACAUCUCGUCGACGGGGGCGUCGAGACCCCGGCCGGGCUUGGUGUGGUAUAAUGCGUCCAAAGGGGCCGUGUCGAAUGCGACCAAGGGUCUGGCGGCGGAGUAUGGCCCACACAACAUCCGGGUGAAUUCGGUCUGCCCUCUUUUGUCCGCUACGCCCUUGUUCUCCAUGUUCACAGGAAUGCCGGAUACGCCGGAGAAUCGGGAGAAGUUUAUCGGGAAUGUGCCGCUGGGCCGGCUCACGGAGGCAGACGACGUCGCGAACAUGUGUCUAUAUCUGGCUAGCGACGAGGGUCGCUUUAUCAAUGGGGCAGAAAUGAUCAUCGACGGUGGUAAGUGUAUCUAGUCCAUGAGGUUGGCAAGGAUCAAAUGACAUGUAGGAUGUUAUCCUGGUGAUCUGCACUUCAAGUUAGUUGUCU